CCCAGUGCCGCUGAUCAAACGCUCCAGAGGAUGUCCUGGCUGCAAAGGAAAGCCCUCACAGAGUCAGCCAUUGGUGGAUUUAAACACCACCUCUCUGGGUGUUGGAGCACCGUGCGGAGUCUACACUCCGAGCUGUGCCCGUGGUCUGAGCUGUGCACCUCCACAGGAUGAGCCGAGGCCUCUCCGAGCUCUGCUGGAAGGCAGGGGGGUCUGCAGUAAUGCCAGCGGCGUAAGCCCGACGGAGAAGAUCCACACUGCAGAUCCAGCUCCCACUGAGGAUCCAGAGGAGGCUCCAUGUCGAAAACUGCUAACAAAACUCAUCCAAGGGCUUGAUGCACAUUUAUUUGAUUCAAACCACGACAUCUACAUGCCCAACUGUGACAAGCGUGGCUUCUUCAGAAAGAAGCAGUGUUGGUCAUCUCGAGGGAAGCAGCGUGGAAAGUGUUGGUGUGUGGACGAGAAAGGCAUGCAGGUCGCUACAGGAACCAGAGACAAAGGCCGCCUGAGCUGCUGAGCGGCAUGAAGACUGGACUGAAGCAGAGGAGGAUAAAGAUGAAGGAACAUCACACAGAGAAACUGAUUCAUUUUCCAUCAGCCAGAAACAACUUUCCACCAAUGAAGAACUGUGUCAAAAUCUUAGUAACUUUGUCUUUUUGCGCCCUCUGCUGAAAAUAUUGAGGUUGUAUUGAUCUGAUUUAUUACUUUGGAGAAAGACAGAGACAACAACUCUCUCCCUGAUCAUUUAGCUCUGCAGCAACUCUGCAGAAACGUUUGCACAUUUUCAAGUCGUUUACUUUUUAAGUUCAAGAUUUUAACUCCAUAAAUAUCUUAUGUCAAGUUUUAUAAUUACAAUUGGAAACCUGUUUUUAUAUAACUAGAUAUAUAAACCAUACAUAAGAUGUAAUUUGGCAUUUUGUUUGCACCCAGUAUAUCAUAUUUAUAUAAUAUUUUUCUUACAUUGAAACCACUGUAAUUUUAUUUCUGUUUAUAUAAUAUAUAGAUGUCAUUCUAUUUAUGUUACUUUUUAUAUGAUUUUUUUAUUUAUGCUAAUAUUACUAACAUAUAUGUUGACUAGCUCAUAAGAGCAGACACAAGACAAAUGCACAUGCUGGCAUUAUUUUCAAGUUAGUUUUAAGAAA
Molecule: messenger RNA, 1139 nt
Organism: Platichthys flesus (European flounder)
Lineage: Eukaryota; Metazoa; Chordata; Actinopteri; Pleuronectiformes; Pleuronectidae
Product: insulin-like growth factor-binding protein 3
Biological process (GO): regulation of insulin-like growth factor receptor signaling pathway
Cellular component (GO): extracellular region
Molecular function (GO): insulin-like growth factor I binding; fibronectin binding; insulin-like growth factor II binding
Source: RefSeq, a predicted model, not a curated record